Molecule: messenger RNA, 2332 nt
Organism: Rhinichthys klamathensis goyatoka
Lineage: Eukaryota; Metazoa; Chordata; Actinopteri; Cypriniformes; Leuciscidae
Gene: etv1
Product: ETS variant transcription factor 1
Exons: 10
Coding region: 535-1857 (440 amino acids)
Biological process (GO): regulation of transcription by RNA polymerase II; cell differentiation
Cellular component (GO): nucleus
Molecular function (GO): DNA-binding transcription factor activity, RNA polymerase II-specific; sequence-specific DNA binding
Source: RefSeq, a predicted model, not a curated record
CAGACCUAAUCUGCAGUCCAAUUAAUGCAUCUGUAGCGAAGGCACUUGGUGUGUCAUGCAUACAUUAGUGCUUGAGAAGAGCAGGAGUCUAAGGGGGAGACCGAGGAGGUUCUACUUUGAGUGUCAUCACAAAUUACCAGAAGAACUUGCAGUCUCGCUCACUCUCUUCUCCUCUCGUCCGCUUUUGGCAGGAGCUGAGGGAGACGAGCCACCAACCCUACCGCCUCUCUUUCUCUCCCUCGCUCUCUCUCUCUCUCUCUCCAACACGCGCGCACUCCUUCUCUCCCUCACUCGUUUUCUUUUUCUUAUACCUCUCUUUCGCGUCUGAUACUUCUCAUAUAGUGUUUUAAGUUCUGUUUCCUUUGUUUUUUAAACUCUUUUUGUUAAAGAAAUGGAUUGACGGUAGAUCGCUUCCUGCGCUUCUGCUUUUACCGCUUCGGUUUUUUUCGCCCCUAACUUUUUUUUUUGGUUUCUUUUGGCAAUUUUUUUUUUUCUCAUGGCAAGACAUGCUGGUUGUGGUUUAACACAAACGUGAUGCUUCAGGAAUUAAGCGCGAGUGUCUUCUUCCCAUCUUGCUUGCAGCACCGACCUUUAGCUCAAGUUCCUGACAAUGAUGAGCAGUUUGUUCCUGACUUUCAGAGCGAAAACUUGGCGUUCCACGGGCUGCAGUUGAGGAUAAAGAGAGAGCCCCACAGUCCGUGUACUGAUCUGGGCUCAGCCUGCAGUCAGGACAGGCCCUUCAGACUCCACUAUGGGGAGAAGUGCCUGUAUAACAUCAGUGCCUACGAGCAGAAGCAUCCCUCGGGAAUGAAGGCCUCCAGCCCAGUGUCUACCCCCUGCAGCACGCCCGUGUCUCCUGGCCAGCAUGUGUCUCCCACUGCCGCCCCUACCCCCAAACCAGACAGGACGUACCCUCACCUCGCACCCCCACAGACCCUCCCUGACAGCGCUUACCCCAUGGACCACAGUGUUUUGUUCAGAUUUCGGCGGCAGUUGUCGGAGCCGUGUCAUUCGUUCCCUUCUCCUUCGAUGUCGCGGGACGGACGACCCAUGUAUCACAGACAGAUGUCGGAACCCAGCAUCCCCUUCCCUCCUCAGGGGUUCAAGCAGGAGUACGCCGACCCCCUCUUCGAGCAUCCGGCCAUGGUGGGGGCGCCUCUUCCCCAGACGUACCCGCACUCCAUGAUGAUCAAACAAGAGCCCCGCGACUUCACCUACGACUCAGAAGUGCCUAGCUGUCACUCUGUAUAUCUUAGACAAGAGGGAUAUCUGGCGCACAGUAACAGAACAGAGGGCUGCAUGUUCGACAAAGUUGCAAGGCACUUCUAUGACGACACUUGCGUAGUGCCGGAGAAGGCGGAGGGUGACAUAAAGCAGGAGGCGGGGCUGUACCGAGAAGGCCCAACCUAUCAGAGACGGGGUUCGCUGCAGCUCUGGCAGUUUCUGGUCGCCCUACUGGAUGACCCCUCAAACUCACACUUCAUUGCGUGGACGGGCCGGGGCAUGGAGUUUAAACUCAUUGAGCCUGAGGAGGUGGCACGACGCUGGGGAAUUCAGAAGAAUCGACCUGCAAUGAACUACGACAAACUGAGCAGAUCGUUGCGCUACUAUUAUGAAAAAGGGAUCAUGCAAAAGGUGGCAGGUGAAAGAUAUGUGUAUAAGUUUGUCUGCGACCCCGAGGCUUUGUUCUCCAUGGCUUUCCCUGACAAUCAGCGUCCGGUGCUGAAGACUGACCUGGAGCGGCAGAUCAACGAGGAAGACACCGUGCCGUUGUCACACUUCGACGAGAACAUGGCGUACAUUCAAGAGGGCGGCUACUGCAACCCGCACCCGUACAACGAGGGCUACGUCUACUGAAAACUGCUACAAGAACAGUCCGGCCGUUUCGACACAAAACAAACUUUCAGACUGUCCCUCAUUUCCUUCAGUCAUACCCCAGGACAAAAGAGAGCACUUUAUGGACAGAGGACGAUGGCAGUGUGUAAACCUACAAACUUACUGGUGUAGUUGCGUUAGAUGCUCCUUUGGUGUUUUUUUGUUGCUAUUGAAGGGGAUGGGGUGUUUCAGCAUGCCGUUUUCUCACAGCGGAAGACUCUCGAGGGCAAAUGGCCUCUCUCCGGACAGAUGUUUUGAACUAUUUAGACAGGUUAGAGUCUGGAGCACGUGAGUGGAAAAAUCCCAAACUCUUUUACCAUUGAAACUCUUGGAUUGUUUGUGGAGCGCUUUGUUAUUUUUGCACAUUUUCACGUUUGUUUUGUUUUUCUCUCCCUUGGUGUCAAACUGAGUAAAUAAUACAGUGUAUUACUAUGGAAAUAAAAUCCUUCAAACUCUC